AUGGACACGAAUAUGCUCCCGCCAGUCAACGCCAUCGUGGCUGGACUGAAUGACGCGGAGGCCGUUUCAACCAUUCUUGCAGGUAAAGGCGAGGACAUCACGUGUUCAAGCGGAAAUUCCUUUAAAAUGUCGGUAAACGGCAUCGAAUUCGGUCUUUGUUUCUCAGGUCCUUCAGGUUUCUCGAUGCAUGGCAGCGAUAUGGACAUCAAGGUCGAGUACGUGGAGAAUGACACGCCUAUUGUAGCGCCAACAAUGGAUAAAAGCGCUAGAGCUCAUUGCGAAAAGGUGGCGUCGCCCACUUCUGUCACUUCCCUCGGGAAAUAUUUUCUAACUGGAGAGGAGAUUCCCGCCGAUACAAGAAAAUUGAAGCCGGCGUUCGAAUUUUUCGAGACAGACGGCUCCUGUUCGUGCAAGUCGAAGCCACGUCCGUGCGUGUUUAUCCACGGUUUGGGUGUUCUUGAGGAGGAGGAGGAGAACCUCGAUACCUACAACUACUGGGGCAACCUGACAGGCCACACGCCGUGCUGCUCAAGCACCAAAUAUGCCGUCCUUAACACGGUGAAUAACUCCUGGACCGAUUUUAUUCAGCAGCAGAAAGUGUGCGAUCACAUUCUCGCAGUGAGUGAGACGAGCAAUGGCACUAAGGUUUCGGAUACAAUUAUCGUCUCGCACUCCAUGGGCGGACUUAUGGUCGCAGGGGCGAUUGCAAACGGACUCUGCAGUCUCGAUAAAAGCACCGCGUGGGUCAGCACAGGAUCACCUAUCACGGGUAGUAUGGCGUCGGAUUACUUCGAGGAAUCCUGCAAGGACCAGACUAAUGCUUUCAUGGAGCGAUUUGUUGAAUCGACGGGCUUUUGUCCUGCAGACGACGGUAUCAAGUCUCUGGCAUAUAUACACGAGCGCUAUAGUAAUCCUGUCCUGAACGUGGCCUACGAGGCGGCUCAAAAGGCAUAUCGAGAGAAUGUGUACGCUCUGAUGUGCAGCGACAGCUAUGCCGGAAUUCUUUCGUCAUAUCAGGUUGGCUUCUGGAUUAUGGGCAGCGUGAUCUCACAUAAAUCUCGUAAAAACGACGGUAUGGUUGAAUUCCACAGCUGUGCCGGCGGGUUUCCCCCGUCCAAGUUUGGUAGCGACUAUCAGGAUCGCUUUUACGUGUCGAAACUCAACCACUACGAUGUGGCAUUCAAAGGAGGUGAUGCUCUUUUGGAUAAAGCGAAGAUGCCAGUCAAGUGGUUUGAGUGCCUACUGUAG
Phytophthora infestans T30-4 is the source of this 1248-nucleotide messenger RNA. RefSeq lists its product as uncharacterized. NCBI's taxonomy places the organism in Eukaryota, Oomycota, Peronosporomycetes, Peronosporales, Peronosporaceae. The transcript has a single exon. The coding region runs from base 1 to 1248 and encodes 415 amino acids. The record is from RefSeq and is a predicted model, not a curated record.